GGCCUUAAGGCCUGUUUUCCUAGCGACAGGUUUUUUGCGCAGCAGGAACCGAAUGAGCCUGAAAAACGUCGACUAAAGCGCGAAAUAUAGUACGCAGCGUAAAAGUGUUUUCCUAGCGCCGUGUUUUAUCUGUUCAGUUGGCGUAGAAUCGUGUUGAAGGUUGGGUGUUUGUAUGUGAAACAUUUAAGUGAAACUGCUGAAAUGGAGAACAUGGUGAGAAAGAGAAAUGUAAUGGCUGCUUUCAUAAUUAAAGAAAUAAUAGAUGGUGACGAAGAAGAAGAGUUCGUAUUAACAAAAUAUGCAAAAGUAAGGGAAAGUAUGAGUGAUGUAUUCUCAAACCGCAGAAGUGAAGGAAUGUUCAGCAGUUUAGUCAAGAAUCAUCUUCUUGAUGAUGAAGAGAAAUUCCGAAGAUACUUAAGACUGCCCAGAGGAAGAUUUUUCGACAUUUUGAACCUCAUUAAUGACGACUUGACUACUUCUUCCUACAACCGAGUGAAGGAACCUAUAACAACCGCUGAAAAAUUGGCAGUCACACUCAGGUUUAUGGCUACAGGAGAAUCAAACAGGUCACUAGCAUUUGGACCGCAUCCCUCCCUCUGCUAUAUGUAGACUACCAUCGUCCCUACAGUGCUGGCAGCACUACAGAAGAAGCUGGUGUCACUUUUUUUACCUCCUCCCGACCAAAUAGACUGGGAACAGAAAGCCAACGAUUUUUGGAAACGGUGGGGUUUCCCCAACUGUGUAGCUGCCAUUGAUGGCAAGCAUGUGAGAAUUGUAGCACCUGGUCACUCAGGAAGUCUAUACUUUAACUAUAAGGGGUAUUUUUCUGUAGUGCUUCUCGCUAUGGCCGAUGCAAACUGUAAGUUUGUUCUUGUUGAUGUGGGUUCCUACGGAAAGAAGGGAGAUGCAGGAAUUUUUAAGAAGUCAAAAAUUGGAACGUUAGUUACAAAUGGAACAAUAUUCCCACCACCAAAGAACCUUCCGCAUUCUAAUAUCAUUCUACCUCAUGUAAUAGUUGGCGAUGAUGCUUUUAGUUUAGGUAAGCAUAUGAUGAAGCCAUAUUC
Messenger RNA from Nilaparvata lugens (brown planthopper), 1064 nucleotides. RefSeq lists its product as uncharacterized. Bases 202 to 609 code for a protein of 135 amino acids. The transcript has 2 exons. Lineage: Eukaryota; Metazoa; Arthropoda; Insecta; Hemiptera; Delphacidae. The record is from RefSeq and is a predicted model, not a curated record.